AUGGCGACUGUCCUUCACCUUCGUGGAUUCCUUGCCAAGAACCAUCACAUAGGCAAUAUCGACCGCUUCCGUCGACGCUUACCACUCUUGGUCAAUGAGAAAACUAUAUCAACUGCCCGUGCACACGUCCGAACCUCCUGGGCAAGGUCGGCAUCUUUAGCACCUUCAAAUCAGAUAUCCACGGAUUCCUCUUCAAAAUGCGUGAGGUUGGUGUAUGCCGGCCCUGGGUCUGGUCAGCAGUCUAUGAUGUCUAGGUACCUUCAACCCCUUUCCUUCUUGAACUCUGGGGAGAAGGAAAUGAUGGAGGAUGACUUAGAAGGCGCAUCGUCAAUGAAAAGCAGGAGUUGA
Marasmius oreades (fairy-ring Marasmius) is the source of this 348-nucleotide messenger RNA. RefSeq lists its product as uncharacterized. The coding region runs from base 1 to 348 and encodes 115 amino acids. Lineage: Eukaryota; Fungi; Basidiomycota; Agaricomycetes; Agaricales; Marasmiaceae. The transcript is spliced from 3 exons. The record is from RefSeq and is a predicted model, not a curated record.